Molecule: messenger RNA, 537 nt
Organism: Letharia columbiana
Lineage: Eukaryota; Fungi; Ascomycota; Lecanoromycetes; Lecanorales; Parmeliaceae
Exons: 1
Coding region: 1-537 (178 amino acids)
Source: RefSeq, a predicted model, not a curated record
AUGAUUUUAAUCUCCGUUGUUCAAGUCUCGUUCGCCGGUCCCACCCACAAGGUCUCCGAAGCAGCUGCCUUCGUUCCCAGGCCGCUAGAUACCGCAGAAUUCCCCCUCCCUUCGAGUAUUCAUUUUCGCCGACUUGGUAAGGUGGGAGCCAUGCCCAAGGCAUACGUUAGAACCCGGGGUACGGCCCCACCAGGCCACAUCGCUUUCAAGUUCCUCCACCGCGGCCCCAACUACGAGAUACUCCCCGUCCGCGUCGGUGCCGUGGCUCUUCGCACUUUCUACACUACGAUCUUACACUCGGCAUCCAACAUGUGGCCGCAGACCAAACGCCCGGCAAUGGUUUUCACGAUAACCCAAGGGGCACUCCAACUUACGAUGACUGGCUUCGGCACAGCGGUCCCCUGGGACUUUGUACAAGAUUGGGCGAUGAAAGCAGCGGAGAGUGUGGCGAGAGGACGGACGGAUACGUUCGACGCGGGGUAUGAGGUUGAAGGGACGGGUGUGGGGGUGUGGGUCAGUUUGAGGCUGUUGGAGUAG